Anguilla anguilla (European eel) is the source of this 2102-nucleotide messenger RNA. RefSeq names its product RAB32b, member RAS oncogene family (gene rab32b). Lineage: Eukaryota; Metazoa; Chordata; Actinopteri; Anguilliformes; Anguillidae. Bases 6 to 734 code for a protein of 242 amino acids. Gene Ontology annotation, cellular component: trans-Golgi network; vesicle; Golgi apparatus. Gene Ontology annotation, molecular function: GTPase activity; GTP binding. The record is from RefSeq and is a predicted model, not a curated record. The transcript is spliced from 3 exons. Gene Ontology annotation, biological process: vesicle-mediated transport.
ACCAGAUGAGUUCCGGGUCCAAACAUACGGAGGUGUGUUCUGGAGGUCUGUGGCAUUUUUACUUGGCAUUUGCAGCGAAUGAAACUAUUUGUGCUAUUUGGAGUUUAAUGAUGGCGGGCGAGUGUAAGGAGUACUUGUUUAAAGUUUUAGUCAUCGGGGAGAAUGGUGUCGGAAAGACCUGCAUAAUAAGACGGUAUGCUCACCAACUUUUUUCCGAGAACUACAGAGUGACCAUAGGAGUUGAUUUCUCGUUGAAAGUUAUCAACUGGGACAGCUCUACUUCGGUGCGACUACAACUGUGGGACAUUGCAGGUCAGGAACGGUUUGGGAACAUGACCAGAGUGUACUACAAGGGGGCAGUGGGAGCAUUCGUCGUGUUUGACCUGACCAGGGCCUACACCUUUGAGGCGGUCACCAAGUGGAAAGAGGACCUGGACUGUAAGGUCAAGCUGCCUGAUGGUCGCCCCAUUCCAACCGUGCUGCUGGCCAACAAGUGCGACCAAAAGAACAAAUACACUGACUUCUUCUUGGACAACUUCUGCCAGGAGGCUGGGUUUCUGGGGUGGUUCAACACUUCAGCGAAGGAGAACAUCAACGUGGAGAAGGCAGGACAAUUCCUGGUGGAGCGCAUUCUGGAAAACACCAGAGAGCAGCCCUUUGAGGAGGGGAAAAACGACAGGGUAAAACUGGACCAGGCUCCCAUGAUGGCUGAGAGCGGAGUGCAGUGCUGCUAGCGAUGGGAAUAGGGAUACGCAGGAAUUGGUGGCCCUGGGCUGCCAAGAUGUGGCCACACUGGACCCUGGAAGCCUUAUCCAUCAAAACCACCAAUGUUAGGAUUGCUAACGCCAAGCAAGGAUCACUCUGUACUGGUUACCACAACUAUAUGACAUUUCAGGUGUUGUAGUGUGCUCUCCAGUGCCUCAUAUACAUUCUGCAAGUAAGUCAACAAUACAAGAGAAAUCAUCUAAUCUCAUUUCCACCCGAAGCCAUAAAACAAGAUUUUCACCUCUUGCUUUACUAAUAUAUUUCUGGUUCUUACUUACAUCACUCUGGAGCACCUUGUGCCAAUUAUUGAUUUACUUGACUGAUCUCUUUAAGCUGUGAUAAUUGUCCCACUAUGUGAUUUACACCACUUAAAAAGAAACAGAUUUACCUCUUAUGUCAGCUAUUUAAAAAAGAUGUGUAAAUACCAAAAGAAUUUAGUAACAACAUUAGUGAAAGAUCCACAUUCCAUAUUUGUAAGAUAAGAGUGCCAAAUGUGUUACAAAUCCCAGAGAAGACAUUUCCAGAAUUAACAACCAGUAGUUGUUCAUUUCCUGUAAUAUUUAGACAUGUUUUAAGCCAUGGCCUCUGAAAGAACAGCUGGGUUAUCAAACAAAGCCACUACACAGAUGAUUUUGUAGUGGCAGUAUAUUUAAGGUUGUCUAGCUAGAGAACACACCAGGGUUAAAACCAUGUUGAACAGUAAGCUUUUCAUGUUAAGUUUGAGUCGAGAGUUGUAAAUCUGAUUGCACAUGUAAAUUGACCCAUUCUUUCUGUAUGUGGUUGUGUGGCAGGAGUGAAUGGUCUAGUAGGAAAAACUGGUUGAAAUGAGUCCUCUUGCUGCCACCUCACCCAUGUGGCAGUGUUCCCCACUGUAGGCGCCAGAAGGGCUUUGUUUAGACAGUGUAGACAGUGUAGACGAUUAUUGCCUUUAAAAGACGAGCCUUUAACAGACGGAAAUAACAGGCUUACAUAAAUAAUUACAGUUCUUUCAGAACCCUUUUACAGUUUUCAGCAUGGUGCACACCAUCUCAGAAGAAGAAGAACACUUGAUUCUGAUUUGCUUAAGAACACAGAGGAAUUUGGUGGUUGCAAAAUGAAAAUUAUAAUGCUUUCGAUCAAUGGUGCAAUUUGUAAUAGGUACUUUUAUGUGAAUUUCUCUUUUAAUUGUAUUUUACAUUAAAUUGUAUUGUGUGUAUGCAUGUUUAAAUUCAGUAUUUUACCAAAAAACGGCUUAUACUAUGUAAUAUUGUACUGGUUCUCUACAGCUGAUGUGAUUGUAUUACUAUUUAAGUUGAUGGUGUCUAAUCUUACCUGAGAUGAAUAGUACUUCUAUACCU